This is a messenger RNA of Neoarius graeffei (lesser salmon catfish), 5623 nucleotides long. RefSeq names its product pro-interleukin-16. Gene Ontology annotation, biological process: induction of positive chemotaxis; leukocyte chemotaxis. The transcript has 7 exons. The record is from RefSeq and is a predicted model, not a curated record. Gene Ontology annotation, molecular function: cytokine activity; CD4 receptor binding. Lineage: Eukaryota; Metazoa; Chordata; Actinopteri; Siluriformes; Ariidae. The coding region runs from base 1068 to 4598 and encodes 1176 amino acids.
GAUUGACUAAUGCUAGUAUGUAUGUAAAUUAGCUGCUGUGCCUGCAAGGCUUUUUGAUUUUGUCUCAUUCAGAGGUUUUAGCUGAUUUGAAUGAUUACAGCUGCGUGACCAGCCCAUGGAGCUCUUUCCUGGUUGUUUGAUACAUCUGUUGAUUUCUACAACAAAUCUGCUGAAAGUAUAUUUCAAUAGGCAAAUAGAGUGAUACUUAAUUUUAGAUCUACAUCUAUGACGUGUACUCUAGUGUAUUUUCUACUCUGGUAUGGUAAACGAGAUCCGUCUGGAUUGCAGUCUGGUGUGUUUGACCUGUUAUCUGCCUGCUGAUCUGGUUUGGUUUAAGCUUAAAAGCAUGACGAAGGGCAAAAAGCAUGUUAGUUGUAUAAACAUAAACGGAUACAAUCGUGUGAUUAAUUUCAGCUCUGUCAGAGGAAGUUUCGAGGACUUUGGAUGCUAGGACUGUCUGAAAAAGUCAGUCGCAGAAAGAGGCAGAGAGCCACAAGAUCAGCCAGUGUAACCUGCAGAACACAACACAGCAUUCUGUGAAAGAAAAAGAAGCAAAGAUACAUCUUCAGGCUGAAGCUACUCAAUUGUCUCGGAGGAAAAAAAAAACAGAAGAAAGCAAAGUGUUCUGACAAAUGAACAUCCGACUUCCAACAUAAGCAGAUAUAAACAAUUCUGAGUACUUAGGACAGAAAGGGAGCUGACUUUUUUGUUUUCUGUGUUUGUUGUUUAUAGUUUGUACUUUGCGGGACAUUUUAUUACUUUUACCAUAACGUUACGGAACUGCGAACCAGAACGUCGAGCCACACCUGCAGCCUCACAAACAAAUCUUUUUUUGUUUAUGGAUUACUUAGAAAGAAUGCCACGUCAACACUUGGACACCCUUGAUCACACUGUGCGGGUUGAAUUACAUAGCUGACAACCUACCCACAUUUAUUGUAGUAUGGACAUCCAAAACCAUUUAUGUGACAUAAAUUUGGAACUUGAGCAUGGAACCAAGUACUAAAAAGAACUUUAAACAUUUCCUGACAAUCACACUGUAAUGCAUGCACUGUUCCUCAUUGUAGAAAAUGGAUAUCCCUGUUGGAUCUACUUGUGUGCCUGAACACUCUGCCUGUCUAUCAGAAUCAGUCCCGAGAGUUGGAAAUAGAGAAUCUUCAAAAUGUUCUGAAGAACAAAACCAAAGUCAACCACAUGCAGCUCCAACACAGUCUACUAUUAGGUUCAAAAUCCGCUCUGCUAAAGAAAGACAGCAGCUCACCAAAGCCAGUAAUUAUAAGUGUGAGACAUUUGAAAAAGCCAGCAGAAGCAUCAAAGAGUGUCCAGAAGAGAUGUCCAGAGUCCACCCCAUUUCGUCUCCAUCUCCAGAUACUGAUAUGAUUGACACAAAAAGACCUAGAGUUCUGAAUCAGUUCGGCUGGACAAAGAAAGCAGAACUGUCCGUCAGUUCUGAGACGAGUAGUACCACUCAAAAGAAAGCAGAUGCCGUUGAGAAUCCCACCACCAAAGUGAGGGAAAGAACAGAGUGGAGACAAUCAUAUCUGUCCAACAGAAGUAAGAGCUUAGACUGGAGUGGAUCAAAACAUGAAGGAGGACAAAAGAAUCAGAUGGAUGUUAUCAGAAAUACUAAGGACCUUGAAAGGAGAGCCAUGAGACGUUCUGAGAGUUUAGAAAGAAAUGACGCUGCCAGUAGCCCAAAAUCUAAUGAACUGACCCACCCAUUAAAGAGAGUAUCAUUACAAAUUCAACCAUUCAGUGGAAAUGGUCAAAGAAAGCAGGACAAUAAUGGACUAAUCUCUGGAACUGCAACAUCUGGAACCUUACCUGUGAAAACAGUGGCUCUUGCCCAAUCUUUCCCAUCCAGACUAAAAGCAAAUCAAAGUAAGGACAGGAUGGAGGAAAGAAAAAGUCCCUGGUGGCAUUCUGAACAUAGUGGUACCAAGCCAGAUCAAGCAGAGCCCCACCUCAGAGCUCAAUUCACUGCAUCAAAGACCAGUGAGAUCACUGGGAAUAACACUGUAAAGGAAAGAAAUCGUAAUGUAUUAGAGGAUAAUCGUGAAGCAAGUUCAGGAAUCUCAUUUGGAAUGAUCACCCCUGAGCCUUUUUACGGUUCAGGUUUAGAUAAACAGAAUCCCAGUAGAAGAUCAAUGGAUGAUCGCCUAAACUUUUACACAGUGCGUAACACAAAGACAGUUUUAUCUAAUCCAGGAAAGUCGGCUACCUUCCCAAAAACACCUUUUAAAAAAGGACAUAUGAAUUUUACUCCCUUGCCAGACACUUCACUUGUUUCAGCCGAUGGAAAAGAUAACUUGGCAACAACGUCAGCAUGGUCUAACGAAAAAACCCUUAGCCAAGGUACAAUCUCCUUGGUGACUAAUAAUAGUAUAUAUGAUGAUAGAAGACUGACUGGGCCCUCUGUCGGACUGGGAAGUCAUUCUCUCGGCAGAACAAGAAACAGACUUUUUACAACUCUGAGUUCAUAUCCAGCCUAUAGUCUGAACAAUAGCAACAGUGUCCAAAAAAACACCGGGAAAGAAACAGAGAGGCAAGUAGAAAUAAGGACUAGAAAUUCAAAUCAGACAAAAGGUAUGGAGACAAUUCCAGGAAAACAAACCAAUAGCUCACAGGAAAGAGUAAAUCCUCAGGCCAAACCUCAACCAUCCCAAAGUAUGACAGCAGACAGUGAAAAACAUCAUCACCAACAACAUGGGGUUAGUAUGAAGAAUGAGUUCUCGUUAGAAAAAGUCCAUGAACCAUCCUUGGAUUCGGUGCGAAAAACAAUUCACAAAUUUGAGGCUCUUGCUCUGCAAAGCCAGAGUUCAUCACAGAUUCAGCAUCAUAGAAGGGCUUUGUCAGUUACAGAAACACCGAAAGUAGUGACCAGUCUGAAUAAGACAUAUUCAAGUAGGUCAUUAAGUGUAAGUUCGGGUGACAGCAGCAGAGAAUGCUCGAGAGAGAAUCUUUUUAGUAAGAUUGAAAAGAGUGAUGAGGCAGUGAGUAUACAUGAUCUAAGUGGACCUGUCCAGAUCACAACACAAGAUAAAGAAGAAUUAACAGUGAAAACCCAAAGCAGAGGAACUAAAAGUCACGAGCCUGGAGCUGUUCAGACUUUGAAACUCCUGGAUGAAUUUCCAUCUGAGCAGAAGAACAAGGCUAAAUUUACUAUGAUGAAUAAGCACAUGGAUGAGUCAGAUUUCUCCAAAGGCAGCAACCUUAAAUCUUAUCAAAAGCUUAAAAACAUUGAAUUAACUGAAGAAAAUGGUAAGAAUAAUCUCAGUUCUACAACAUCCCACAAUUCCCAAAAAUCAAGUAGAAUCAUGAAUGUAUCCCACUCUGAUCCUCAGGACUUCUCUCCUAAACCAGAGAACACAUUUUCAAAGUCUACAAAAGAUAAAGUGUUUCUAAAAUCACAAAGCAGCCCUGUGCUACCAUAUCAAAAUUCCUUCACUCCAGAAAAGUCAACAGAUUUAACAGGCAACAGCACUCAUUCUAAAUCACCAUCCAAUCUCUUUAGUGACUCUGCAGGAAUCUCUCCUAUCCAAGUCUGUUCUUCAGCUUCAGGUGAUCUCAGUAAUACCUACAACACAAUAAAGGACGAAAAAGUAGCUGCAAAAGUUAUUAGGUGGAUCAUGGAUAAAGGGGUUGAUGAUGAGAAUGGUGAAGACUGUGAUGAUGAUGAUGACGACUACGACGAUGAAGAUGAUGAGGGAACAGAGAGAGGAUAUGACUCUGACUCAGGCGAAUCAUCAGUAACCAUCACAAGCAACAUGAGCAAUAGGAGUUUUUCUAUGAGCCUUGUAGAUCUAUGCAGUCUGGGUGGGUUGGACCUUCCACCCUCAGAUAGCACUGGGUCACAGGAAGACGAGAACUGGAUGUCAAAGCGUACAGUGUCCAUGAGCUCAGAGGUGUCUGCCUUUUCCUCUGUGACAUUGUUGGGCAUGGAUGAGCUGGACUGCUUAUUGAAUGAUGUCAGGGGUUUGGAUGAUGAUGCAUUAGAGAACUGUGAGGAUGUCCAUGUGGUUGUCCUACAUAAGGAGGCAGGAAGUGGAAUUGGCUUCACUGUGGCUGGAGGAGUGGAUCAGAAUAAACCUGUGACUGUUCACAAGGUGCUACGCAAUGGUAUAGCAGCCCAGGAGGGCUCCAUCUAUGUAGGGGACCAAGUGUUGUCCAUUAAUGGCACAGCUCUACAUAACUCCACCCACAAGGAGGCGCUCCACACUAUGAGGAAAGCAAGGGGGCGGGCCAUGGCAGUGGUGGUCAUCAGACGAGGUGAUGUCACUGAAACAUGCGCCAGCAUUAAAGACAAUCCACAGAAAGCAGCUGGGAAUCCAGGCAGCAGAGUGCGUGUGACUUUGAAUAAGUCCAGCUCUGACCUGGGUUUCAGUCUGGAGGGAGGAGUGGGCUCCAGCUUAGGAGACAAACCCCUCACUGUACAGAGGCUCUUUCAGGGUGGACCAGUUGGGAAAGUUUUCCCAGGAGAUGAACUGUUGGAAGUUGAAGGUCAAAGUUUGGAAGGUUUGAGACGGCUCGAGGUCUGGCACCUGAUCAAGAGAUUACCCCCUGGCCCUGUGGAGGUCUUACUGCAACGUCCGUACCAGUGAUACUGACAGCAUCUCCUUUGUUGCCACUUCAAAUACUGAAUUAAGGGCUGUACUCAGAGUUGACUUAAAUGUGCACAGUUAUAAGUUAAUAUCAGAACUGCACAUACUAGUGUGACUUCAGACCUCAGAAUUACCUUCAGACUUAAGUGCUACUCAGACAGUGGGUGAGCAUGGUUACCAAAAACAUUGGCAUGUCUCAGUUUUAAAGGAUUCAGAGCUUAAAUGUACAGUAAGGGAAUUUUUUUUCUUGCAAGCUAUGUGGUGAUGAGCUCUAGUAUAACCCACAUAGUCUGAUGUCUGUUUUCAUGAUAAUCAUGUUUGAUGUCUAAUGUCAAUACACACAAAAAGAUGCUGAACUGCAGGCAGUUUCGAAUGGUCAACUCAGAAAAUCAAGUUAAGCACCUGCACAGUAGAAGUGUAAAUAUGGUAAACUUUCUGUGUAAGUAUUAAUAUAGCUUUAGCAUUUUUGAAGUCACUAUCUCUACAACCCUAAGAUAAGAAAGUAUAUUAGCUCUGUAAGAGGUUUGUAAUAAUCUUGUGAAACAAUGACCAAUUGGUUUCUGGCCUUUUUUUUUCUUUUCAGUCCUGUGUGUUGGAUUGAAUGCACUAUUCCAAAGAGAAUUGAAUAAUUUUGGAAUAAUAAAAAAUGUAAUCAUAUUUAUAUAUAAAAUUACAAUGGCACAUAUUCAGAGGUCGAUGCAACAAUCAAAAACAGUUGAAAAUAGUUUUUCUGGAGAGAUUCAUUGUUUUAUCAAAUAUAUGCUAAUGCAUUUUUUCUGAGUCCAUGAAUUACAUGCUACUAACUGUAAUUUAUACAAAUAAAUAAAUACAAUAAUAGAUAAGUCCUAGUUUACAGAGUGGCCUCGGUCUUGUGUCUUAUGGUAUGCUUAUAAAAUGUUUAUAUUUAACUUUCUUAUGAAAGGUUAAAAUGACAUUUUCCUUUAUCAAAUGACUAUCAUAUCUGUUUUGUGACAUGAUGCUUUGACCUCAUGAAGACAAUUAAUAAAUAACUAUAUUGCACUGCA